UACCUGCUCUCCCCUGAUUCCUCUCCCAUUCAGCUAAACUCACCUGACGGACCGGAGGCUCCACUGCAGAAAGAAGACAAACAACCCACAGGCUUACGUCACUGCAAGGCCCGAACAAAUCAACCAUGGUGUCUGCCGGGUUUCAAAUUCUAGGCUCGGCCCUGGGGCUCAUAGGCUGGAUCGGUGCCAUCGUUGUGUGUGCUCUCCCCAUGUGGAAGGUGACCGCUUUCAUUGGCAGCAACAUCGUCACUUCGCAGACCAGCUGGGAAGGUAUUUGGAUGAGCUGUGUGCACCAGAGCACAGGACAGAUGCAGUGUAAGGUGUACGACUCCAUGCUGGCCCUCAGCUCCGACCUCCAGGCUGCCAGGGCCCUGACCAUCCUCGCCAUCGUGGUGGGAGUCUUGGCCAUCCUGCUCUCUGUCGCCGGGGGGCAGUGCACCAACUGUGUGGCUGAUCCGACAUCCAAGGUCAAGGUGGGCAUUGCCGCUGGGGUCAUGUUCAUUGUAGCUGGGGUCCUCUGCCUCAUCCCUGUGUGCUGGACGGCCCACACCAUCAUCCAAAACUUCUACAACCCGCUAAUGAUCAGCGCCCAGAAGAGAGACAUCAUCACGUGCGCCCUGCCCAUGUGGAGAGUCACUGCAUUCGUCGGUGCCAACAUCGUCACGGCUCAGGUGAUCUGGGAAGGCCUGUGGAUGACCUGCGUGGUGCAGAGCACGGGCCAGAUGCAGUGUAAGGUGUACGACUCCAUGCUGGCCCUGCCGCAAGACCUGCAGGCUGCCAGGGCCAUGGUGAUCAUCUCCGUGAUGGUCGGCGUUUUCGGUGUCCUCAUGUCCGUGGUUGGAGGGAAGUGCACAAACUGCAUGGAGAACGAGGUGGCCAAAGCCAAAGCCUGCAUUGUGUCAGGUGUGGUCUUCAUCAUAGCAGCCAUGCUGGUCAUGAUCCCGGUGUCGUGGUCAGCUCACGCAGUGAUCAGGGACUUUUAUAACCCGCUGGUGAUCGCGGCUCAGAGGAGGGAGCUCGGAGCCGGCCUUUAUAUCGGCUGGGGCUCUGCUGGGCUGCUGCUGCUGGGGGGGGGCCUGCUGUGCAACAACUGCCCUCCAAGAGAUGAGAGACCCUACAUACCUGCCAAGUUCGCCCCUGCAAGAACCGUAGCUUCCAACGUGGACUAUGUGGUGCACUUCCCGCCAACCACGGAGAGCAGGAUGCCAAACAGCGAGAAGAGGAUGGCGAUGACCACCAUGGCCCGGGCAGCCUGGAGCCAAUCAGGGAACAGCAUGGACACCAGGUAUAAAAGCUGCAGGAGGGGAGCCACCAUUUGUAUUUCAUUGCUCGGCUGCCAUACUGCUUCUUUACAACUUGACACUAACAUGGCAGCUGCAGGUCUUGAGAUCCUUGGCGUGUUCCUGGCGACCAUUGGGUUUCUGGGAACCAUCGUCAUCUGCGCCCUGCCGAUGUGGAAGGUGUCGGCCUUCAUCGGGAACAACAUCGUGACCGCGCAGGUCUUCUGGGAGGGCCUCUGGAUGAACUGUGUGAAGCAGAGCACCGGCCAGAUGCAGUGCAAGGUCUACGACUCCAUGCUGGCCCUGCCCCGAGACCUGCAGGCCGCCCGGGCCCUGAUCGUCAUCUCCAUCCUGAUCUCCCUCAUGGGACUCCUGCUCUCCAUCGCAGGCGGAAAGUGCACCAACUGCCUAGAGGACGAGAUUGCCAAGAGCAGGGUGGCCAUCACUGCGGGGGUGUUCUUCAUCGUCGGCGGUGCCCUGUGCCUGAUCCCUGUGUCGUGGUCUGCCAACGAGGUCAUCAGGAACUUCUACAACCCCAUUAUGAAUGACGCGCAGAGGAGGGAGCUGGGAGCGUCGCUGUUCAUCGGCUGGGGAUCUGCUGGACUCCUUCUCAUUGGGGGGGCACUUCUGUGCUGUCAGUGUCCAAAGCGCAAGGACGACAGAUACUCUGCGAAAUACUCAGCCCCGCGCUCAGCAGCUAGUGGAGGAGCCUACGUUUGA
Molecule: messenger RNA, 2000 nt
Organism: Pleuronectes platessa (European plaice)
Lineage: Eukaryota; Metazoa; Chordata; Actinopteri; Pleuronectiformes; Pleuronectidae
Exons: 4
Coding region: 126-2000 (624 amino acids)
Biological process (GO): bicellular tight junction assembly; cell adhesion
Cellular component (GO): plasma membrane; bicellular tight junction
Molecular function (GO): structural molecule activity
Source: RefSeq, a predicted model, not a curated record